UGCCGGUAAAUAACAAUGAGUCAGACAGCUGAGCAGGUUAGGUAGCAAGUUGUCGUUGAAAUACUUUCAAACCAAACUAUCGUUAGUUGUAACAUACCUAUGGCGGAGUUCGGUGAGAACAAUGGCCUCGAAGCUGAAGAACAUGACGAGACAAACAGCAGAAAUGUCCCCGAGCCUGUGUGCGGACCAGGUGACCCCGCGGUGACAGUCCCUCGGGGGCCGGGGUCCUCAAAUCAUGAUCGGAGGAAAAAGUUAGUCCUGCAUAUCGACCUCAACAACACUAUACUGGUGUCGGACUCCGUGAUAGCUCAUGGGACAGAAGCUUCCCUGGAGCAUUUCCUGUCGACUGUCACCUGGGGAAAGAUGAGCAAAGGAAAGUGGGAAUGGCUGAGUGACUCGACCUCCCUGCUCCCACCGUGCGAUGGUGCCGUUAGUUACUACUCUCAUUUUGGACGGACGGCAGGUUUCACCUCUGCUGCGGGGAGACGUUUCCGCGGGAUUCUGGAUGAGCAUCUGGAUCUGCUCCAAUGGCGCGAAGGCACCAAGGGGAACAAAGAGCUGUAUGUAAAAGGAGCGGGGGGGCAACUGUACCACUGGAUCCUCCCCUCCUUCUUCCAGCUGCUCAGAGACCUGGUGCAGGAAGGAAGAGACUUUGCCGUCAUUUUUCGUACAUUUGGGAACGACCUCCCUCGUGUGCUGAGUGCUUUAUCCAGAGCACUGAAUGAAGGGGCUCAUCCACUGUUCCCUGAUCUGUCUGAUCUCAAGAUGAAUGUGAAUGUGACUCCAGGGAAGAUCCGCUGCAACAAGAAGGGAAUCGUCCUGACCCGAGCCGAGGACAGCAUGUCGACUCGUGACGGAGAACGAGGGCUGUACCAGUACUUCAGCUCGGCUCAGGGCCUGGGGGGCUUUCAGGACCACUUCGACUGGUGGUCCAGUAAUACCUUCUCCAUCCGUGGGGGUAAGCCGCUGUGGGUCGACCCCUUCGACCAACAUGUUCAGCACAUCUUCAUAGACGACAACAUACGACCGAAUGACGAGAAUACCAUUGUUCAUCCCAAGGUUUUCUUGGAGCUAGGAGGAGCAGAGACUCGUACAGCCUGCACCUCUGAGCUCUAUGACAUCACACUAGUCCAGACCGACCUCCUGCAGGCCAUCUCUCAGCCAAACUACUUCACUCAGCGCGUCCACAUCUGCCUGGAAAACUAUGAGAGCAACCUCCAGCAGGGGGCAGGCUAGAGCACAGUUCAACUGUAUGUCUGUUUGUCUAUGUGACAACCUCCACUUUAGGGUUCCAUAUACCCACACAGUGAAAUCCCAGCACAGACAGAGAGCAGCUAGGGCUCUGAAACACAGGAGUUCAUCAAACCACACAUGGGAGAAGGUUGAAGGUUACAGGAAUACAUAUGCAGAUAACACUUAUUAUCUGAAGACGGCAGCUCGAUAAAUAGGAUUUUAAUUCAUCUCAAACUGUUCAAGCAACACGCAUACUUUAGGAGAGCAGUACAAGGAUGUCAGCUUAUACAAAGGGCACUACACGAAUAGAUUGUACAGUCCUAGGGUGAACCCUACAAAAAGAGUUUUUCACUGGAUUAAGCACUGAAGUGGCCUCUUUGCAUCAAAGGCUCUCUGACUAAUCACGCCGCGGGAUAAUUGGCCUAACUCCUCUGAAAUUUGUGUCAGACAGCAUAAUUGGGGUCAGAUAUGGUGAAAAGAAAAAGCCUUCAAGUGUUGCGUUACUUGUCUAGCGAGUAGAAUCCACCAGGGAUUCACUUCAGCUCUUCAUUUGCCAUCCUCAGGGUUUCAUGUAGCUUCUCUCUUAGCUUGUUUUAACUUCCAUUGUUGGCCGUCGUCUUCAUCGUAUACAUCCACUCCGAACUGCAAGGUAAUACUUGAAUAUGUCCAUAUGACUGAAAAAGAAUCAGAUUACUGAGUACAGUGUAUUACUUCAAAGCGCACUAUAAUUACAUUAUGAAGGCAUCAAA
Molecule: messenger RNA, 1982 nt
Organism: Cottoperca gobio
Lineage: Eukaryota; Metazoa; Chordata; Actinopteri; Perciformes; Bovichtidae
Exons: 6
Coding region: 100-1236 (378 amino acids)
Source: RefSeq, a predicted model, not a curated record